Anolis carolinensis (green anole) is the source of this 2671-nucleotide messenger RNA. It is a transcript of the gene gpr3, whose product is annotated as G protein-coupled receptor 3. The transcript has 2 exons. Gene Ontology annotation, cellular component: plasma membrane; cytoplasm. Bases 83 to 1072 code for a protein of 329 amino acids. Gene Ontology annotation, molecular function: sphingosine-1-phosphate receptor activity. Gene Ontology annotation, biological process: regulation of metabolic process; adenylate cyclase-activating G protein-coupled receptor signaling pathway. The record is from RefSeq and is a predicted model, not a curated record. Lineage: Eukaryota; Metazoa; Chordata; Lepidosauria; Squamata; Anolidae.
CUCCUGCCCGCUCCUCGCCGCGCCCGCGCCCCCCGCGCGCUCCCCGCCCGCCUUCGGAUGCUCAGCCGCCCAGGUGGACAGCAUGAAAGAGGACGUGGUCCCCAACGCCACCCACGAGGAGCAGCCGGGCUGGUUCGUGCCGGACAACCACAGCGCCGACGGCUCCUUGUACCUCUCGGAGGCAGCGCCUCUGCCCUUGAACCCGUGGGACGUGGUGCUUUGUGUCUCCGGGACCAUCAUCUCCUGCGAGAACGCCAUCGUGGUGGCCAUCAUCUUCUACACGACGGCCUUCCGGACGCCGAUGUUCCUGCUGAUCGGGAGCCUGGCCUCGGCGGACCUCCUGGCCGGCCUGGGCCUGGUCUUCCACUUUGCCUUUGUCUACUGCGUCCGGAGCCAGGUGGUGAACCUGCUCACGGUGGGCCUGCUGGUCUGCUCCUUCGCGGCCAGCGUGGGCAGCCUCCUGGCCAUCACCAUUGACCGCUACCUGUCCCUCUACAACGCGCUGACCUACUACUCGGAGCGGACCGUCACCCGGACGUACGCGAUGCUGCUCCUGACCUGGGGGGUCUCCGUCGGCUUCGGGGCGCUGCCCGUCCUGGGCUGGAACUGCCUGGAGGACCAGUCCAGCUGCAGCGUGGUCAGGCCCUUGACCAAGAACCACCUGGUCAUCCUGUCCAUCUCCUUCUUCAUGAUCUUCGCCGUGAUGCUGCAGCUCUACGUGCAGAUCUGCAAGAUCGUCUGCCGGCACGCCCAGCAGAUCGCCCUGCAGAGACACUUCCUGGCCCCCUCGCACGACGUGGCCACGCGCAAGGGCAUCUCCACGCUGGCCCUCAUCCUGGGCACCUUCGCCUCGUGCUGGCUGCCCUUCGCCAUCUACUGCCUCCUCGGAGACUACACCUACCCGGCCCUCUACACCUACGUGACCGUGCUCCCCGCCACCUACAACUCCAUGAUCAACCCCCUCAUCUACGCCUUCCGGAACCAGGAGAUCCAGAAGGUCCUCUGGACUAUCUGCUGCGGGUGCGUCUCCCCGACCGUGCCGUUCCGGUCCAGGUCUCCCAGCGACGUCUGAAUCACACCUGUCGCCACCUUCUUGCAACCUGUGCUUUGAAUGAGAUUUUCCUGCUUCUCGCAGGGGGUUGGACUAGAUGGCCCGUGAGGUCUCUUCCAACUCUACGAUUCUAUGAUUCUCUCUGUUCCCUCAAAGACCUGCGUUGCAAAUACAGUAGAGUCUCACUUAUCCAACAGAACGUUGGAUAAGCAAAUAGGUUUUUUUUUCGUGUCAGGAGCAACCAGAGUUGCUUCUGCAGUGGAGCCUCCGGUGGCCUAGGGGAUAAAAGCCUCAGGACUUGAAGGUUGGGCUGCUGACCUGAAGGCUGCCAGGUUCGAAUCCCACCCGGGGAGAGCGCGGAUGAGCUCCCUCUCUCAGCUCCAUGCGGGGACAUGAGAGAAGCCUCCCACAAGGAUGGUAAAACAUCUGGGCAACAUCCGCUGGGCAACGUCCUUGCAGACGGCCAAUUCUCUCACUCCAGAAGCGACAAGCAAAUAGGUAAAGGUAAAGGUUUUCCCCUGACGUUAAGUCCAGUCAUGUCUGACUCUGGGGGUUGGUGCUCAUCUCCAUUUCUAAGCUGAAGAGCCGGCGUUGUCCAUAGACACCUCCAAGGUCAUGUGGCCACUGGCAUGACUGCAUGGAGCGCCAUUACCUUCCUGCCAGAGCAGUACCUAUUGAUCUACUCACACUCUGGGGGUUGGUGCUCAUCUCCAUUUCUAAGCUGAAGAGCUGCCGUUGUCCAUAGGCACCUCCAAGGUCAUGUGGCCACUGGCAGUCGCAUGGAGCGUUGUUACCUUCCCGCCGCAGCAGUACCUAUUUAUCUACUCACACUCUGGGGGUUGGUGCUCAUCUCCAUGUCUAAGGCGAAGAGCCAGCAUUGUCCGUAGACACCUCCAAGGUCAUGUGACUGCAUGGAGCGCUGUUACCUUCCCACCGGAGGAGUACCUAUUGAUCUACUCACAUUUGCAUGUGUUCGAACUGCUAGGUUGGCAGGAGCUGGGGCUAACAGCAGGCGCUCACUCCGCUCCCAGGAUUAGAAUCUGGGACCUUUCAGUCUGCAAGUUCAGCAGCUCAGCGCUUGAACAUACUUCACCACUGAGGCUCCUUAGGAUAAGCGAAUAUGUUGGAUAAUAAGGAGGGAUUAAGGAAAAGCCUAUUAAACAUCAAAUUAGCUUAUGAUUUUACAAAUUAAGCACCAAAACAUCAUGUUAUACAACAAAUUUGACAGAAAAAGCAGUUCAAUACGCAGUAAUGCUAUGUAGUAAUUACUGUAUUUACAAAUUUAGCACCAAAAUAUCAUGAUAUAUUGAAAACAUUGACUACAAAAAUACAUUGGAUAAUCCAGAAUGUUGGAUAAGUGAAACUCUACUGUAGCGUUUAUCUUUGUAAUUUGCACAAUCCCUGGAAACUCCGACCAGCCCCCUUUCCUCGUUUCUUCCUCCAUCCCUGUUGUAGGUCUAGUCUUUAUUUAUUUCCGCUUCCAGAGGAAAAACAAAACAUUGCAUUUUUUGUGUUGUCGAAGAAGCGUUUCAUGGCUGGAAUCACUAGGUUGCUGUGAGUUUUCCGGGCUGUCUGGCCAUGUUCCAGAAGCAUUCUCUCCUGAUGCUUCAUCCACAUCUA